AUGGGAGGAAUGUCCGGUUGUAGAUGUCACAUCCGGCAGAGGGCUGAUGAUGGUCGUACAGCGGCGAAACAUGCAUUUACCCCUUGGGCGGCCGCGGAUGCGUCCAGAGGCAUUUUCUUGCGGCUGACAGCGUGUACCGUCGACGGAACAUGGACCCGUGCGUUAUUGCGUGGUGAGACCUCUUCCGAUCCCAAAGCGAGCAAGUUGCGCCUCAAGAGCACGCUGCUCGAGUCGAUGCAUCUUGACGAUUGCUUGGCGGUCAUGUUGGCUGCACAUGCGGACGGUCGCGUGUACAUGCCAGAGGCUCACGGGCCCGGCCGUCAUUCUUGGAGAGAGCAUCGAGGUUAUCGACGAGGGGAGGGCAUGGCACCCAAAUGUCAUUUGUCGAUCCCCCAGUCAGCGGACGCCAUCCCGAUCCAUGGCGGCGGCCUCAACAUAGAAAUGGAAAUGGAAAUGGCUAGCUGGUCCAGCGACCCACACGGCUGCUGUCCGUCGUCGUGCCGUCGAUUGUUAGACGAAUUGGAGAAUCACCUACCAUUGUCAACUCGACGCGCCUGCUUGACCGUCGAGGGCCCUAGCACUGCCGUCGUACCGCUACACUGCGCUGCCUCAUAUAUCCCUCCACACCGUCCCCACCCCUCCAUCCCUCCCUCCCUCCCGUCUCCCCAAAAUUCGCGAAUCCCCGCGCGGUCGCCCCUAGACUGCCACUGCGACCUGCGACCCGCGACCCAGCCGGCCAUACGUCAUCCUGCACCCCGUCCACCGCCCGCUCGACACUGUGAUAUUUCACAUGUUGCCCGCCAGAGCCCCGUCCACACGCUUUCCGCCCUUCGACAAGCCCCUGGCCGUGUGGGAAAAGAGAUACGCGGUCUGUCCACCAAUAGUGACAUAAACGAUUUGCACAAGACUAAAUCACAACGGACCACUUGUCGGGAGUGUACAACGCUAAUCAAGAUGGACCCCGCAGCACCUCCAAGGCGCUUCAAGCCCGAGCCGAUUGAGACGACGGUUUCAUCUUCAAAGGACAAAGUCAGGCAGGAGCCUGUCGAGGCGCCUAAGCCGCGAAGGUUUGCGCCUCAGCCGAUUGAGACCACUACUUCAAGUUCCAAAGCCCGGCGUAGGUUCGCGCCUGAGCCAUUUGAGACUACAACCACAAGCUCCAAAGUAAACCGGAGAUUUAUACCCGAGCCCAUUGAGACCACAACCACAAGCUCCAAGGUGCCGCGAACAUCCGCACCCCAGCUCAUGGGAACUACCACCAGGUCGAACCGCCGCUUUGUCCCCCAACCUUUAGAAACCUCCACAAGAAGCAGUCGUCAAAAGUUUGCCCGUGAUUGGGAAGAGCAAACAUCGCCCACUGACAAGUUCAAAGCCAAUCCCCUGGGCACAGCAUCGAGAAAGCUACCUGUCAAGAGAUUCAGGCCCCAGCUGAUUGAGACUGCUCAGAGACACCGCAAAGCAGGUGACGACGAGCCUGUGCUGUUUGAUUACGAAAAGACGGAGGCGACCCCAGAGUCAGCCAUCAGUGCCCGAAAAGCAAGAAUACUAGGAAUUCCACCUACCCCACCAGUGAACACUCCAACAUAUGACAUGUCACAAAACCCUUUGUUUCUGGAGAUUCAACGCAAUGCCUCACCACUAAGCAGGCGCCGAUCGUACUUUAGCUCUUCGCAGCAUUCAUUCCGUGUGCCAGACUUGGAUCCCAUUGAAUCUUCAGAGUCUGAAGCAUCAACCCCACCUUCACCCACCGAAUCACCUCCCUAUAGGCCUGACCACUCCUUCAUGUACAAGGAGGCUACCCGACGGCGGGAGAGUGCCGACGGUACCUCUGCUGGAUACUUGCUUGAGCUGGCUGCCAAGGCUGCUGAGAAGCAACUUCGAGAACAAGCGUUGGCAGCAUUCCCUAACAGUGAUAUUCACGAGCCUGUGGCUCACUACGUAGAUCGUGACACGGAGGGUUCGGAGCCAUCUAUCACAGAGGCAAAGCCCCAAUCAGAGCCAAAGACAGAGCCCCCAUAUACUGUCAUAAACUGGGAAUUGGAAGCCAUGCGGAAAUACCAAGCAGAGCAAAUUGCCGAGAAAGAGAAGUCCAAGCCUACCGAACACGCGAAACCUGCUUUCAGCCCUUUUGGCAAUCCCGCAGGCUUUCUUGACGCUGCUACGGCUAGCAAAUUUGCAAAGGAACGCAAGGACCCCGAAUUGGAGCGCCAGCGAAGAGAAGCCCGCCCCCCCAUGCUCGGGCAAGACAUCAAGUUUCCACGCUGCGAAUCCCCUGAGCCAUCCCGUUUCGAUCCUACCCAAGGAUGUGACGCGGUCAGGACAGCCAUGUGCUAUCUCUCCGAGCAGUCCAAAGCUGCCUCUGAAAAAGGCGAAAGCCUGUGGUGCGGCAAAGGUAAUGGAAGACAAACAAGCACAACACCAUCCUUGUGGUCUACUGCCAACAGCCGCGCUUCGAGUACCCAUGGCUUGUGGGGCGGGUUCUGCGUCAACGGCGGAGACAAGUCCCCACGCAGGCCAACUGGUCUCUUGACACCCAAUACAGAGAUACCAAAUCCCAUUUCACCUUACCCAACACCAUCGGCGAGUCUGUUGCCGCCUACUCCUCCAGCAUCGAGCUCAGGCACAACAUUCGCGCCAUCGGACUUUGCUGGCAUUGAUGAGAAGCUUGCUGUCGAGCAGUCGAUCGAAGAGGAGUUUGGCGACGAUUUUGUUACCCAGGUUUACAAUUAUCUAUCGCUGGGCUAUCCAUCCAUGGCCCGUCCAUUUGACGCGGAGCUCUCCAAAAUUUCACACAUUCCUAUCUCUGAGUUACGGCAAGAUGACCAUCUCGCCAAAUCUCGUGGUUACAUUCGCCUUGGAAAGGACGGCAACUUGAAGGACUCUGAGAUUACUGAAGAAACGUGCAUGCGUUGGCGCGCGCUGCGCAUUUAUAUCAAAGAGUGGGCGAGACAGCAUCCCAACAUGGCUGAUGAAGAUCUUACCAGCUCUUGUCAUGGCACUGCUGCCAUUAGAAGGGGUAGUUGGGCUCAGUAG
This is a messenger RNA of Bipolaris sorokiniana ND90Pr, 3033 nucleotides long. RefSeq lists its product as uncharacterized. The record is from RefSeq and is a predicted model, not a curated record. Lineage: Eukaryota; Fungi; Ascomycota; Dothideomycetes; Pleosporales; Pleosporaceae. The transcript has 5 exons. Bases 1 to 3033 code for a protein of 1010 amino acids.